Molecule: messenger RNA, 2876 nt
Organism: Trichosurus vulpecula (common brushtail)
Lineage: Eukaryota; Metazoa; Chordata; Mammalia; Diprotodontia; Phalangeridae
Gene: PLN
Product: phospholamban
Exons: 1
Coding region: 120-278 (52 amino acids)
Biological process (GO): negative regulation of ATPase-coupled calcium transmembrane transporter activity; negative regulation of heart rate; negative regulation of calcium ion import into sarcoplasmic reticulum
Cellular component (GO): sarcoplasmic reticulum; membrane
Molecular function (GO): ATPase inhibitor activity
Source: RefSeq, a predicted model, not a curated record
GUCCAGAUUCUAUAUGCGAAAAGAAGAUCAAACAUUCAAAGAUCAGCAUCUGUACAGAUAUCUUUUUCAAUCUGAACAAAUAGAAAACACAAACAACUAAUAUUUGCCUUCCUGCUGUCAUGGAGAAAGUCCAGUACCUCACCCGCUCUGCCAUAAGAAGAGCUUCAACUAUUGAAAUGCCCGAACAAGCACGUCAAAAUCUCCAGGAACUCUUUAUAAAUUUUUGUCUCAUAUUAAUAUGUCUCUUGCUUAUAUGCAUCAUUGUGAUGCUUCUCUGAAGUUCUGGUACUACUUCCAAUUCCACUACUGAUCAGUGUGGAUAUGAAACCUAUUAUGCGACAAGGAGAAGAAACUGAAACUGUACAAGCAACCAUUUUCUGGGUGCAAGAAUAUCCCCAUGAAAAGGAUGUAAACAAUCAGCCAAUAUAUUCUCCUGCUGCAUCUAUUAAACUUGGAAAACAUUUCUUUCAAAAAGUUAUUUAAAAAAGCAAUAGUCUAAUUAUGCAUGAUGUAACUUUACUUAUUAGGCACUGCUUAUAAAAAGGCUUUGUUUUCUAAUUUACACUAUUGGUAAAAUGUGCUUUAUAUUCAAACCAACUAUUUCACUGUUUGGGGGUCUGUGUAAUUUACAUUUUAUUGUUAUAUUCAUCAGAUAUUAGAUUCUUCAGUGCUUUGAAAACAAUUAACAAAAGUAGCGAUUCAAAAUCAUGCUUCAUUCAAAAAUGGAGAGCUUCUUAUAAUCACUUCAACUUUCUAUUCAUAAAAUUGUAGGUAUACCUUCAUUUUUGUUAUUGCUUAGAAUCACACACUUCCAAAAUAAAAAAAAAUUUUAAUGAAAUAUAUUAAAAUAGAAAACUAGAUUUUAUUCCACACUGCACUUCACCCCUAUUUAAAGAAAGGGUACAAUAACAAAGAAAGACUGUAAAGUCCUAAAGUUAGCUUACAUUUAAAAGUUCUCUAUUACUUGCAGCUCCAAUUAACUGAACACAACUAUGCCUUAGGAAAUGAGUAAUUCAUAUUUUUAGGUCAAUCGAAUCUAUUCUUCUUUCCUAAGGUGUUAUGUUCUGGUAGAUAAGGCGGAACAAGUCAGACAGAGUGAUUAGCUUUGACAAAGGAGAUGUUCUCAAAACAUUACUUCAAGGUAUUUCUGCCAAAGCCUACAACUGAGACAUAGGUUCAUUGAGUAACAUAUACAUCACAAAGAAAAAAGAAAGAAAAAGAUAAAAGAAAAUAAGACGUCACGUGUAUCAGUAUAAAUUGUCCCAGAUUUUUAAAAAUGAAAGAUUAGCUAUUUUAUUCCACAUACACUUAUUACACUAAACUUCUAUAGAAUAUUAACAUUCCACCCCAUAUAUUUCUUAAGGUGGGAUAUAUUAUUAGUAGUUCAUAACUAAGAGAGAUUAAUUAAGCUCCUCUUUAACAUAAAAUAGUUCAACUGAAUUCAGCAUCUAUAGGCACAAUAAGGUGAAAGGAGGACAAAGUAGAGGGGGUUUUUAAUUUGUUCUUCUGGUUGAAAAGCAAUUUUUUUUUAAAUCUUUAAGAAAAUUAAGUUCUUUAAACCAUGAUAAAUUGAUCACUACAUUCUAUGCCUUAUACAUUAAUACUUUAAAAUUUUUAAACUGGGAUUUUAUAUUUAUUAGUGCAAAAUAAAGUUUUUUUUUAACUUCUAUACCUUUGAGGCAUAUUCAUAAACCAGCUAUUUUUGUGGUUUUAAAAUAGGUCAACUGCUAAAUAAUUAAUUCCUGUCCAAAACACAUAACAGCUUUAUUAUAGGUGCAGAGCUCCUACAAAAAGCUUUGACAAUAUUUUUUCUGUGGGAAAACUGCUUGAUCCAAUGGAAAUAGAAAAUUCUUGGAUUUUUACAAUGUAUAAAAUAAGCAUAGGAAAUAACAGCAGCAUCAGGAAAAAUACAUUUACAUUAAGCAGUGCAACAGAAACUAGUCAUGUAGUGACAUCUGUUGGUGUAGUGAAAUAUUGGGCACGGAGUCAGAAGACUUGAAUUCCCAUCUCCUUUCAACUAACAUGCUCGUUAGCUAUGUGACCUCAGAAUGAAGAUUAACUAUUUUGAUUCAUCUUAGAAAAUAUAAGUUAAUGGCUCAGUGCUGAUUGAGGGUUACGAACAGGCUAAACUGAUCUUGUAAACUAAGUGUAAACUCUAAAAUGUUAAGCUGUUUUCCUUCCAAAUGAUUUGUUCACUGUGUUGACAUUAAGUUUAUUUUCUUAAUAUUUGAGAAGAAUUCAUUAUAGUUUCUCUCUCCUAAGGAAAAGUUCUCCUUUUAUUUCCUCUCAUGAGUAUAAAAUGAAGUUAUACUAUUAAAAACCAUAGAAUAUUAUACCUUCUACACAGAAACUAAUUCCUUCAAAUGAAAUUCUUAAGAUCUUAUACACAGUGAUUCAAUGAUAAACUAUGUAAGGGAAAACAAGAAAGGUGUUGCAUUAAAAAAUGAUAAGAUAACAGAUUAUAAUUACAAUAUUAUUCAGGAAGAGAAAAUUCUAACUUUACAGUCUGAUUAAUAUUUUUAGAGAAUUAACUAAUUUUAAAGACCAUUUUGUAUCAUUUAUAUUAUGGUUGGUUAAAAACUGUAUCUGAUAGCUAAAUACGAUGUUUAAUACAAAUAGUCAUAAUCACCUACAUAAAAAAACAAUGUUUUUUAAAUUAAUUACAUUGUUUCAUUGUAAAGACAAUCUAAAGUACUGAAGGUAGACUUGGCUUUGGAGGGUUGUUUUAAAUACUGGAUAGCAGCAGCAGCAAUUAGAGUCACAAUUACAACCUACAGUCACAAGAGGGCAGACUUCUAUAAAAUAUAGGAUGAUUUCCCCCUAAUAACUGUACCUGAACUUGUGCUACUAAAUAAACACUCAUUAUUGUAAACCAA